This is a messenger RNA of Macrobrachium nipponense, 1766 nucleotides long. RefSeq lists its product as uncharacterized. The transcript has 6 exons. Lineage: Eukaryota; Metazoa; Arthropoda; Malacostraca; Decapoda; Palaemonidae. The coding region runs from base 378 to 1508 and encodes 376 amino acids. The record is from RefSeq and is a predicted model, not a curated record.
AGCAUACAGCAGCGGUGGUCUCUCGAUCAGUGCAGUUGAGCGAGACAUGGGUUGGUACCCACCGGUGUAUCCUGAACUCAUCUUACGGGCUGCUCUCUAGACGAGCAACAGCAGCCAGUGCUAGCGUAAAGCCGGUUAAAUCUAGAACAACAAAAUAGCUGUCGUAAGAGUUUGUGGGGCGUAGGAUGGGUGAUUGCAGUCUCAUUCCAGAUUGGAAUUCUCAGAACGGAAGGAAGGCACCCUCUGAAACGGCUCCCCUCCCAAUUCACGUUACCCCUGAAAUCGGAUUAAACAGGCUUUCGGAAUCUGGUAUGAUUUUUUAUGCCUCACAAUGAAGACCGAGAGGCCAAAAGAGGGAACCAGACGAUGCCACCACAAUGGCCGAAGUAAAAUACUGGCGUUGCGCUCUGCCAGCGAUAAUCGUCUGCCUGGACCUGUUCUUCAUCGCCUACUACAUGGACAGUCCCUACCUCAAGGGGAAGCUGCUGCCGUUGCCUCUGCACUACACGCAGAGACAGAUCUCGUCCUUCUUCUACAAGUCUCCGCAUCCGAACAAGUACUUCGACCAGAACUGCUACUACUACGACGACCUCAAAGCAACGUUCCUUUGCAACGGCCCCUACUUCAGAUUCACCAAGGAGCUCAUUUUCGAGUGUGCAUCCAAGCUGUGGAACGCCACAAGGAACCCAAAAGAACCCGACCCCUGGCAAAAAAGAGAGACGGCACCCGAAUCGAAUGCUUCUGCUGCUGCAGCCUUGAGUCAGCGUCCCGCCGUCCACAUCCUGUUGGUGGGCGAUUCCCACAUCAGGUACAUCUUCGAGGUUCUCGUGAGACGGAUCGCCACCCCGGAGAUUAAAUACAGGAUUGCAAGUUUUGAGAAGGAUACCUGGAAGGACGUCUACGUCAUGAUGUCCAAGAAGCGCAGAACCAUCCACGAGGAUUACCACGAGGUCGUUCACCUCGGGGUCCCGCUGAGGAUCACUUACAGGUGGAACGCCUUCCUGGAGGAUCUGCCGUCCUCCCUGGAAUCCUGGAUCGCUGGAAAGGCGCCGCGGCCGUCGUUCCUGCUCUUCGGUACAGCUCUGCACUUCAUGAGGGAGUCGGAGGAGGUGUACCGUGCGUACGGAGCUCAGAGGGCCUCCGAGAGGUACGCAGAACACCUCAAGGUUUUGGCGCCCCUGGUGAAAGAAUUCGCUAAAAAGACGCCUACGGUUUUCAAGUUACUGGACCAUUUACAGAGACACCCGAGGAACAUCAUCGCCAACAACGACAACAUCGAUCUGUACAAUAAAAUUGCUCGGGAGACGUUUUCUGGCGACCACGUAGUGCUGUGGGACAGCGCCCAGCCGCUGUCCGACCUCUACAACGAAGACUGCCGAAAAAACAACAAAGUGACGCCUGAGACAGAUAUGUGGAUCUGCAACGACAAGAGACACAUCGGAUACAUCAUGAUCGAACAAUACCUCGAUAUGUAUCUUAACGACAUUUGCAGUAAAGUAGGUUCCUGAAAGAGACAUCAAGGAAGUUUCAGUUAUCCGGUCACAGACUGCCACCGUUACAGGAAAUAUUGAGUAAUGAUCGUUGCCUUCUGAAUUGUUAUUAUAUGGAUAAUAUAUCUCAUCAGAUGGGAAAAUGUUCUGAUAUUCACGAAGGUCGAGAACAGUCCUCAAACCGAGUGUCUUCAAGAAGCCUUAGAAAGCUGGGAUUAUGCUGCGUGCCUUGUUUCAAAACUAAAUAAAAAUAUAAUGUGAUUAACAGAGUUUAUC